AUGGACAAGUCAUUUGUUAACAUCACCCGGUUGCUCGAUAAGCUCACCACUCACAAUCAAGCUUGGCACUCAAAUGAUAGUGAAAUCUUGUCAUAUGGCAGUCCCUCUGUUGCCGUGGUGACCAAAGAAAAUUAUGAGCGAGAUCAUGCUUUUGCUCAAUUGAAAACCACCGUGGAUUUGCUGUCAAAAAGGCUUGCGGAGAAAGAAGCUAAGAGUGUGAAUGUUGUUGAAGAAAUGCCAUCUCAUUCUCCCAGAAUGUAUCAAGUCUCGGAGGAAACUUAUCUAGAGGGGCAGCCACAACGUGAGGACACUAACUAUAUCGAUAACUCUCAAGGGGGUUAUCAAAAGCAAUGGAGACCCCAACAACAAAGCAAUCAAUAUGGACGAAAUAAAUAUGGUGGUUCGGACAUGAGGGAUUACAACAACAACAAUUAUGGUAAUCGGAAUUCCAAUGCCUAUGUUCCAGCAAAGGGCUGUUCUUCUAACUCUCAAAAUUGGCGAGAGGGUCCUUCCAAUGAUCAAGGGACCUCUCGAAUGGAAUCUAUGCUUGAAGAGAUCUUGGACAACGAAAAUAAGAGUGACAAGAAGACGAAAAAUUUGACCGAAGUGGUAGGCUCUCACACCGCUUCGAUUCAAAAGCUUGAGUCACAAAUACGAGAUCUUUCUCGUGAGCAACAUCCACCACAAAGAGGGGCCUUCCUAGCGACACAAUUACGAACCCAAGAGGUUAUUGAGGAAGAAAUUAAAGAAGAACUGGAGACACCAAUUGAAGUGCCUAUUAUUGUUGAGAAAGAGAAGGAGGCACACCCUAUUGUUCUCGAGGGUGAUGAGGUGACAAGUAUUGAAAAAGUUACCGAGGAUAGCACUCAAAAGAGCAAGGUCACGGGGGUAAUUAAACCCUUGACUCAAACAUAUAAAUCUCCUCCCCCGUUCCCACAAAGAUUGAUGAAAAGAACGGAGGAUGCCAAGUGCCAACGCUUUUAUGACCAAUUGAAAGGGUUGUCAAUGAAUAUCCCAUUUCAUGAUGCAUUCCAAGAAAUGCCGGGAUUUGCUAAAUACUUGAAGGACUUGUUGACGAAGAAAAGACCAAUCAAGCAUGAUACGGUGGGAGUCACCCACCAUGUGAGCGCUAUUAUUUCGUCAUCAAAGGUUGAGAAGAAGGGAGAUCCCGGGGCUUUCACUAUCCCUUGCACCAUCGAUCACCAUGAUUUUGCUCCCAUCUAUAAACAAUCCGGUUUGGGAACACCUAGACCAACGAGCAUGCGUCUCCAAAUGGCCGAUAGAACCAUCAAAAGACCGGUAGGGGUUGUUGAUGACGUCCUUGUUAGAGUGGGGGGAUUCUUAUUGCCGGUGAAUUUUGUCAUCCUUGAUUGUGCGGUUGACAAAGAAGUCCCAAUUAUCUUGGGAAGGACAUUUCUUGCCACCGGGAGAGCUCUAAUGGACUCGAAAAAGAAUGAGAUAAAAUUUCGGGUCAAUGAUGAAGAGGUAACUUUCCAAGCUAGCAGGGGGUUAAAAUUGCCUAGUACUUAUGAGAGCAGUUCGGUCAUCAAUUCUUUCGAUGUGGUAGACGAAGUGGUGGAGCAUAAGUUAGAGGAGAAGCACUUUGACGAAACACUUUCGGCUAUUUUGGUGAAUUUCGAGGCGGAUGACAUGGAGGGGUAUAUUGAAACUGUAAAUUCUCUUAUUGGCCGGGGUUCGUAUUCUUGUGAGCCAAAGAAAUUAUCUCUGGAUCUUGAUAAAAGAAUCACUCCUCCGGCUAAGCCUUCGAUUAUUGAGCCUCCAAAACUUGAGCUCAAGCUACUUCCCUCUCAUUUGAAGUUUGCUUUUCUUGGCCCAGAUAAUACUUUACCGAUUAUUCUCUCAUCUUUGUUAAAUGAGAAAUAA
Lycium ferocissimum is the source of this 1884-nucleotide messenger RNA. RefSeq lists its product as uncharacterized. NCBI's taxonomy places the organism in Eukaryota, Viridiplantae, Streptophyta, Magnoliopsida, Solanales, Solanaceae. The coding region runs from base 1 to 1884 and encodes 627 amino acids. The transcript has 3 exons. The record is from RefSeq and is a predicted model, not a curated record.